CGAUACUCCCUCACCCGUGCAGUCCUGGCCGACCUCGAGCUCAACACACGCAAAGACAUGUCGAUGUCCCACGACCCCGACACCAAGCACCCGCGGACGCCAAGCCAGGGGUCGAGCUCACGUGGGAACGUGGUGGAUCAUACUGCGCCGAACGUGACCGACGAUCCCCCUAUGAGCAAUGUCGCCAACGGCAAGCGGCCAAUCGCCGAAGGACAUGUCAUCAAGGUGCAGCCGCUGAAGCGUAGCGAGAUGCAGCCUUCGUACGCGCAAGAUAUGGGCACCGCAGAGGUCACCCACGGGGUAUACGGAAGCAUGCUGCAUUCGUUCGGAGUAUGCGUCGGUUUCUGUGGUGCCAUUCCUUGCUGCCCGCUUCCUAAUCCAUUCCGCAAUGUCCAACAAGGAUCCGUCGGUCUUGUGUCACGCUUUGGCCAGUUCUACAAGUCUGUCGACCCUGGCCUCGUCCAGGUCAACGUCUGCACAGAGUCCCUCCGCGUUGUAGAUGUCAAAAUCCAGAUCAGUCCCAUUGGCCGGCAGAAGGUCAUCACCAGAGACAACGUUGAUGUGGAAAUUGACUCUGUCAUCUACUUCCAAAUCAUGAACCCGUACCGCGCAGCCUUCGGCAUCACCGAUCUCCGCCAAGCCCUCAUCGAACGUGCGCAGACGACGCUCCGUCACGUCGUUGGCGCGCGGGCGGUCCAGUCCGUCGUGACCGAGCGCGAGGCGAUCGCGUUCGAGAUCGCCGAGAUCGUGGGCGACGUCGCGGACAAGUGGGGCGUCGCGAUCGAGGGCAUCCUGAUCAAGGACAUCAUCUUCUCGGCGGACGUGUCCGCGUCGCUGUCGUCGGCGGCGCAGCAGAAGCGGAUCGGCGAGUCCAAGGUCAUCGCCGCGCGCGCCGAGGUCGACGCGGCGCGCCUCAUGCGCCAGGCCGCCGACAUCCUCGCGAGCCCCGCCGCGAUGCAGAUCCGCCAGCUCGAGGCGCUCCAGGCGAUGUCGAAGAGCGCGCAGAGCAAGGUCAUCUUCGUUCCCAUGCACCUACAGAGCGACGUCAUUGGCCAGGCCGCGGGCCCCAGCAGCAGCGGCAGCGGCAUGCAAAACGUCAUCGCGAACGAGAGUGGCGAGGGCAUGGGUUCCGCAGGCCGUGCAGGGCUAUUGAACGCAGUCUCUGAUGUUUGAUGAUAUUACCCUCGUCUAACGUAUUGGAUUCCCCUUUAAUGUGCUACGACUUAUCAAUCCAUGUUCGUGUUUGCUUGUACUAGCUGUAUUAGUACUCACUCCUGACUACAUACUGCGAUG
This is a messenger RNA of Phanerochaete carnosa HHB-10118-sp, 1293 nucleotides long. RefSeq lists its product as uncharacterized. NCBI's taxonomy places the organism in Eukaryota, Fungi, Basidiomycota, Agaricomycetes, Polyporales, Phanerochaetaceae. The transcript has 7 exons. The record is from RefSeq and is a predicted model, not a curated record. Gene Ontology annotation, cellular component: plasma membrane. The coding region runs from base 58 to 1173 and encodes 371 amino acids.